GAGUUUCGUGUGCCGGCGCACAAACGUUAAGGAAUGGAAUCGGUGCGCAAAGCCAACCAACGUCUCCGCAACUACCCAAUUCUGCUAACAAAGUGUGCCGACAAGGCCUCAGCAUAUGCCGUUUGUGUGUCGCGCGACCUGAACGUGCAGCAUAAGAUCUGCGACGCCGAGUUUAAGGAAUUUUUGAGCUGCAUUCGAAAGAGCGCAAUGGAACUAAAAACAAAGUUGUAAACGAAUAACAAUAAACACAAUGAUACGCACGAAA
This is a messenger RNA of Drosophila guanche, 265 nucleotides long. RefSeq lists its product as uncharacterized. Lineage: Eukaryota; Metazoa; Arthropoda; Insecta; Diptera; Drosophilidae. Gene Ontology annotation, biological process: mitochondrial respiratory chain complex I assembly. Gene Ontology annotation, cellular component: mitochondrion. The transcript has a single exon. The coding region runs from base 34 to 231 and encodes 65 amino acids. The record is from RefSeq and is a predicted model, not a curated record.